Molecule: messenger RNA, 816 nt
Organism: Rangifer tarandus platyrhynchus (Svalbard reindeer)
Lineage: Eukaryota; Metazoa; Chordata; Mammalia; Artiodactyla; Cervidae
Source: the annotation of a GenBank genome assembly
AUGGCCAGCGAGUUCAAGAAGAAGCUCUUUUGGAGGGCGGUGGUGGCCGAGUUCCUGGCCAUGACCCUCUUCGUCUUCAUCAGCAUCGGUUCAGCCCUGGGCUUCCAAUACCCAAUAAAGAGCAAUCAGACGACAGGUGCAGUCCAGGAUAACGUGAAGGUGUCACUGGCCUUUGGGUUGAGCAUCGCCACGAUGGCCCAGAGUGUGGGCCACAUCAGCGGUGCCCACCUCAACCCAGCCGUCACGCUGGGGCUUCUGCUCAGCUGCCAGAUCAGUGUCCUCCGGGCCAUCAUGUACAUCAUUGCCCAGUGCGUGGGGGCCAUCGUCGCCACUGCCAUCCUCUCGGGCAUCACCUCCUCUCUGCCUGACAACUCGCUUGGCCUCAAUGCGCUGGCCCCUGGCGUGAACUCAGGCCAGGGCCUGGGCAUCGAGAUCAUCGGGACUCUGCAGCUGGUGCUGUGCGUGCUGGCCACCACCGACCGGAGGCGCCGCGACCUCGGGGGCUCCGGCCCCCUGGCCAUUGGCUUCUCUGUGGCCCUGGGACACCUGCUGGCGAUAGACUACACCGGCUGCGGUAUUAACCCUGCCCGGUCCUUCGGCUCCUCGGUGAUCACGCACAAUUUCCAGGACCACUGGAUCUUCUGGGUGGGGCCGUUCAUUGGAGCAGCCCUGGCAGUGCUCAUCUAUGACUUCAUCCUGGCCCCACGCAGCAGUGACCUCACAGACCGCGUGAAGGUGUGGACCAGCGGUCAGGUGGAGGAGUAUGACCUGGAUGCCGACGACAUCAACUCCAGGGUGGAGAUGAAGCCCAAAUAA